Ilyonectria robusta is the source of this 1269-nucleotide messenger RNA. RefSeq names its product S-adenosyl-L-methionine-dependent methyltransferase. The transcript has 9 exons. Bases 1 to 1014 code for a protein of 337 amino acids. NCBI's taxonomy places the organism in Eukaryota, Fungi, Ascomycota, Sordariomycetes, Hypocreales, Nectriaceae. Gene Ontology annotation, molecular function: methyltransferase activity. The record is from RefSeq and is a predicted model, not a curated record.
AUGGCAACAACCGAUGCGGUUCUCCUGGCAGCUCCCGAUGCUCAUGUUGAAUUCCUUGCCUUGAAUGUCCUCGAUGAUCGAGAUUCCUCGCUUGGCGCUGACGCGGCAUCGUCGACUGAAAGUUUGAGGAGUUCAAUUCUCGACUACCGACACGAGAAUGGUAGAACGUAUCAUCGAUAUAAGGAUGGAAAAUACAACCUCCCCAACGACAAUGAAGAGAACGAGAGACUAGACCUACAGCACAAUUUAUUUCUUCUCAGUUUCGACAAUAAGCUUGGUCUUUCGCCCCCCAAUCUCCCUGGCUCCGAGGUCAAACGGGUUCUCGACUUGGGCACUGGCACAGGCAUCUGGGCAAUUGACUUUGGAGACGAGCAUCCCGAGGCCGAGAUUGUUGGUGUCGAUCUGUCUCCCAUUCAACCGAGCUUUGUGCCCCCAAACGUCCGGUUCCUCAUUGACGACAUUGAUGAAGAUAUGGAUUAUUCUGAGCCGUUUGAUUAUAUCCACAGCAGAAUGAUGAACUUUAGUGUUCAGAACUGGACUGAUUAUUUAUGGAAAAUCUUUCAGAAUCUCACUCCGGGAGGCUACGUUGAGCUGCAGGAGAUGGAUGGUUUCUAUCGGUCCGAUGACGGAACUCUUACUCGGGAUCAUGCAGUCUCAAAAUGGUGCGAUUUUGUAGGUGAAGCAGCAAUCAAAUUAGGUCGGCCUUUCGAGCACACCGACAAACUGGGGGGUAUUCUAGAGGGAGCUGGAUUCACCGAUGUGGUCACCACCUAUUAUAAAUGGCCAACGAAUUGCUGGCCCAAGGAUAAGAAAUACAAAGAGAUAGGGGCAUGGAAUAACGAGAAUGCAACUCGUGUUCUCGAGUCAGUAUCUCUGGCGCCGUUCACGAGGGGUCUUGGAUGGUCUAGCGAGGAGGUCAAUGCCUUUCUGGUCGAUGUGAGGAAGGACUUGAAUGACCCGAAGAUUCAUGCCUACUCGCGAAUUUGCUCGGUGUACGGGAGGAAGCCGGAAUAAUGAGCAAGUAUGUGCGCAUCACGUCGUGCUUGUAGAGGUCUAAGAAUCCAUCGACAUAUUCGAUCAUUGUCAUGAUGCAUAGUAAGCCACCGUCACAACGUGAAGGCGAACCAACCUUGUACGUGAGAGGGUCCUCCGUAUCGGUCGAGUUGUUUCAAGUUUACAAAAGACCAGCCAGCUAUCCGACAGAGCAAAUCUCUAAGUCGCCGGCAAUUUUUAAGCUCGAUUCAGCUAGCAACAUCUCUAUUCGCCUUU